ACUAGGACUUUUGUUUUGGAAAGCCGCUGCCCAGCGGCCGCCAUUAUUCUUCCUGGCUUGACGCUCGGAAGAAAGACGGUUAAAUACUUUUAAACAUUAUAUUUCGGGGUAAACGACAAUACGUUUAGACCAUUUGCGCAGUCGGUUGGUAGUGUGAUGAAUUAGCGACACACUCACAGAAUGGAGAAGCGAUCCGAUACUAUAGGUGUUGGAGGUGGCCUUCCUCUGGGCUCCCUGCGCUUGAUGGCCUCCCCUCUGCAGCUGACCUACUCGUUCAUGUGGCAGGUCAUACGGCAGAGGAACGUCAAGCUGUACGGGAAAGUGGAGGAGUUUGUCACCAUGGUGACGCAGACCGUUCCUGAACUCAUGAGCUACAAGCAGACCGCACAGCUCGUCUUGGGGUUGAGAGCGAGGAUCAUUUUGGAUUUGCUUCACAAAGACGGCCUACCAGAUACUAAGGCUAUUCAGAUGCUCAUAAACAAGUUGAAAGUGUCUGCAUCUACGGGGAAGGACUCAGAAGUGGAGAAAUCUCAAACAAACUUCAUGGUGCUGGUCCAGAAUCUGCUGAAAAACCCCACAGAAAGGAAACGCUUCUUCCAGGAAGUGUUCCCUGUUCAGUAUGGCACAAAGUUCGAUACCGCGCUGCAGGCUCUGACUGCAGGUCUUGUGUGCAAGCUGGAGCAACUUCUUCCUGUUCCUAAUCUCUCCCAGCUUGGUACCAUGAUCUCAACAGAGCCCACUGUCCUGGAGGCAUGUGGAGGCUUCAUCCCUAACUCCAGCGACAUGAAGACUCUCCUCUUACACCAGCAGGCCAAGGGACUCCUUGGUGUUAAAGCAACCAUUUCAUCCUCAGUAGGCGACUGUGUGCUCUCUUCACUCGCCUUCCGUACCAAACCAGUAGAACCACCAGCACCACCAAAAUCACCAAAGCCAGUAGAGAUCACCCCCACUGAAACAAGCCCAGACCCCUUCAGUGAUACUGAAGACUUCGGAGUGAUGUCAGAUGACUCUGACAGCCCAGCAAUCCCUGCUACUGGACCACAGAGAAGAGGGCGGUACAGUCUUAAAACAGCUGAUAGCAGUGCUGUGAAAGAAAAGAGUAUCACAGCACCUGCUCAGACAGAGAAUUCAGCAAAGACUGGUAUACAAGAACAGUCUGCCACAGCUCUACAAAGCAGAGCAGAAGAUGGAGCACAAGCGGCUCCAGAAAAACCAGAAGGACAGCGGGAGCUGCCCUUGAAAUCAAUCCCUUUCAGGGUAGUUCAAAUGCCAGUCAAAAAUGCCUCCACCAUACAAAAUACAGGCAGCGCAGGAUCAAAAGACGGCCAAAAACCCCAUACUCAGCGAGUCACACUGCAUCAGUGGGUGUCACAGAUUGCCACCAAUUCGCUCUCUCUUCCAGCCCUGCCACCACUUCCUCCAGCCAGGUUCAGCUCAAGGGAUGACAUGAAGCCAAGCAUAAGGAAAAAGCAAGUUAGACCUCCAGCUGACAGAUUCACUUGCGGUGUGUGCGAUAAGACCUUCCCUUACCAGUCCAAGCUGAUGGAUCAUGAGCGCAUUCAUACGGGAGAAAAGCCAUUUAUUUGCACGGCAUGUAACAAAAGUUUCAGAACACAGGCGUUCCUCAACAACCACCUGAAGACCCACAGCACUGUGCGCCCUUACGCUUGUGGACAGUGCGGGAAAUGUUUCACCAAAUUGCAGACCUUGACGAAGCACAUGCUGGCCCACAGCGGCCAAAAGCCCUUCUACUGCGACAUCUGUAACAAGGGAUUCACACAGUCCACGUACUUCAAGAGACACAUGGAGUGCCACACGAGCCAGAUGACGUUCCCCUGCAAGCACUGCAGCAAAAGCUUCCCGACGGCUUUCAAGCUGUCGAACCACGAGCGCUGGCACACCAGAGAUCGUCCUCACAUGUGCGAGCGUUGCGGGAAGAGAUUCCUCGUCCCCAGCUUGUUGAAGAGACAUAUGGGCUACCACAUCGGUGAUCGCCAGUACCUCUGCUCCCAGUGCGGAAAGACCUUCGUCUACUUGUCUGACUUGAAGAGGCACCAGCAAGACCACAUACCCAAAGCAAAGAUCCCGUGCCCCGUCUGCCAAAAGAAGUUCUCUAGCAAGUACUGCCUGAGGGUUCACCUGAGGAUUCACACCAGGGAGAGACCCUAUCGGUGCUCCAUAUGCGAGAAGACCUUCACUCAAGUCGGGAAUCUCAAGGUCCACAUAAGGUUACACACUAACGAGCGGCCGUUCAGCUGCGAUGUGUGCGGCAAGACCUACAAGCUGGCGUCCCAUCUGAACGUCCACAAAAGGACUCACACGUGCAAGAAGCCCUGGACGUGUGACACAUGCGGGAAGGGAUUCUCCGUCCCCGGCCUCCUUAAGAAGCACGAGCAGCUGCAUACGAGGGAUGCUAACCCUGACUUCACCGGGAAACGGAGACACAGGGGGAAGCACAAGAAGCACUCCCUCAAGAGGAAGUAUGACGAGGAAGACGAGGGCAGCGAUGAUUAUUAAUCAGAGAAACACGUUUUGUAACAGCUGCUGAUGCUCUGUGUUUCUGGGUUGAGGCCGAUCACUUAAAAAGAUGAUUGUUUAGCGAGUAGCGAAAAUGCAUUUUGACUGGUGUCAGUUUUUUCUGAUCAUUGAAUUUUAAGGCUCCCAAUUUGAGUCAUAAUGGUCAUUUCCUGGUAAUUGUCCUUGCAAGCUGAUGUAACAAAUCAAAGGUAAAGAUGUUACCCCAAGCUGUCACAUUUUGAGAGACACAAGGGUGGAAAUCAGACUUUUUUGAUUUUUGGAUCUGUUAUGAAGUUAAUGGUAAGUAAUAGUUUUCAUUAAAAAAAAAAAAACCCUGUGAUGAUGGUUGUGCUUUUAAUGAUGCCAGCUGAAUAUCAUGUAAACAGUACAAUAGAGGUAUUUGAAUGCAUGUGACUGUAGAUAAUUUGCUGUGUAUCACUUGUAGUGUCACUAGGAAACCUUUUUUUUUUAUCUCUGACUAUUCUUGUGGAAAUUGUAGUGAUUCAUAACUACUUUUACCACACACUUUUUUAUGUAACCCUCACUGUACACAUUACUCUGCUUUUGUUUUUAGACUGAAAAUAGGCUGAUUUGUGUUUAUUAGGAUCCCCCUUUUUUAUACCAGCAAAAGUCUUGCUGUCUUUUUUCUUUAAUAGUGUUGAAUUAACACCAGAAAAAAUAUGAAAACAUCAUGGAAAUGUGUGAUGAGGUUGUGCUUAUCUCUUCCAUUACUGUUGUGAACAUUUAUGUAUAUAAACCAUUCAAUAAACAAACUGUUCUACGUAUGUGUUUGCCAUAAAAUAAAUACACAUUCCAGAGGA
This is a messenger RNA of Acanthopagrus latus (yellowfin seabream), 3338 nucleotides long. RefSeq names its product gastrula zinc finger protein XlCGF48.2. The coding region runs from base 181 to 2517 and encodes 778 amino acids. The record is from RefSeq and is a predicted model, not a curated record. The transcript is spliced from 7 exons. Lineage: Eukaryota; Metazoa; Chordata; Actinopteri; Spariformes; Sparidae.